GGAAAGGUGCUUGCGCUCUUUUUCGUUCAUCAUAUCCACCUUCACAAAGCUCCAGCACCGUUUGGACAUUGAGAAGAAGGGACGUUGUGCCACCGCAUCUGCCCCCCUUCACGCUCGUUUAGUAGCCUUUCGGUGCUCUCUGCCUUUGGCGCUCUGCACACCAUGUUCCCCGCAGGCGCCAUGUACGCGGAUAUGUACCGCGCCCAGGCCAACUCCGCAUCGGCGCGACCGAAGGAGGAGACCCCCGCCGCGCCGGUGUACAACGCAUUUGAGGACCCGCAGAAGCUCUACGACGGACCCUACAGCCAGCAGGCUCCACUGCUGCCACCGCAGCUACCGACACCUAUGCAGCAGCAGCAGCAAGGCUCCGCCUCCGGCUACGCUCCGCAGCUCGGCGGCAACGGUUACGAGCAGCCGCAAACCUAUCCGGCAGCGCCGUACAGCCAGGCCAACCCAUACGGGAACGCCUACCCUGCUCUACCGCCCCAGCAGCGGCAGCAACAGGGCUAUCCAGCGGCCGCACCACCUGUCGCUGCCUAUCCUCCUCCACAGCAGCAACCGCCGCAGCAGGCCGGGUAUGCCGCCUACCCGCCGCAGCAGCCGCAACAACCCCCUGCCCCACAGCCGGGAUACCAGUACGGACAGGUCCAGCAGCAGCCUCAGCCACCGCAGUCGGGACCCUACUACGGCAACGCAGCUAGUGCUCUCCAGCAGAACCCCGAUGUGAUUCGCGUAACACCAGUGCAGAUGCGCAAAGGCAGCAAAUCCAAUAACCUCUACGACCACGCCAGCGUGCCGCGAAUUAUGCCACAAGACAUUGAGGAUGAUCUGCAGCAGCGCAUGCCUGCGCCUGCGCACAUCACCCCGGUGAGCCGCCUCUCGGUGCGACCCACCAUGAAUACCUUUCCGCAGACGCAGCAGCUCGCGGAUCAGCUGGAUCUGCCCAUUGGCAUCAACUUCCGCCCCUUUGCAGAGCAGCACUUGAACGAGGUGGACUUUUCCGACAAGGGCAAUGCGAUGGUCCGCUGCAAGUCGUGCGGGGCCUACAUUAACCCCUACACAACCUUCACGGAGUCCAACGACGGUUCGCGCUGGCACUGCAUCCUGUGCAGGCACGUCAACGUCACGUCGCGCGCGUACUUCAGCCGCAUCGACCCGCAGACGGGGCAGCGCGAGGAUUUGAUGAGCCGGCCGGAGCUGCUGCACGCCAGCGUGGACUUCUACGCCACCCCGGAGUUCAUGAAGCGUCCACCGCGCCGUCCUACCUUCCUGCUCAUGCUGGACUGCUCCUACUCCGCGGUGGCCUCCGGGCUGCUGCAGGCGAUGUGCGACGGCGCGCUCGCCGCGCUGGAGUCGAUGAAGAACGACGACGCGGUGUACAUGGGCAUUGUGGGCUACGACGGCACCGUGUACUUUUUCAACGUCCGCGCCACGCUCAGCGCCCCGCGCAUGAUGGCGUCGCCGGACACGGUGAAGGACAUUGCAAACGUGAACGAUGACUUCCGACUGGAGAAGGUGGAGCUGCCGUGCCCGGUGGCGGACCUGGUGGUGUCGGUGAAGGACUCGCACAACCUGCUGCGUGUGGUGCUCGAGUCCCUCCCAAAGAUGUUCGCCAGCACAAAAGAAGUCGGAUGCGCUUUUGGUCCUGCCUUGGCAGCUGCUGUGACCAUGCUCGACAUCAACGGCGGAAAGAUUCUCGCCAGCAUCACCAACAUCCCGUCCGACGGCGACGGCAAGCUAAGUCACCGCUUCGACGUUAGCAAAAUGUCGAACCAACCGAAGGAGUACACCAUGUGCGCGGCUGCAAGUGACUGGUACAAGCAGCGCGCCUUGGCCUGCUCGAACAGCGCCACCUCCGUCGAUCUCUUCGUGGGGGCGAACAACGACGUCGAUCUGACGACGAUCGCACCCCUCUCCCGCUUUACCUCCGGCUCCAUUUAUCGCGCGACGGGCGUGACGAUGAGCGGGAUGGCGGACCAGGUGCAGCGUGCGUUGCUGCGCUUCACCGCCUUUGACUGCACGCUGCGUGUGCGCACGUCGAAGGGGCUCAUUGUGCCGAACUUUUACGGGCACUGCCACGUGCGUGUGCCGGACCUUUUGGUGCUGCCGAUUGCAGACGAGGACUCCAGCUACUCGAUUGAGUUUAAGAUGGGCUCGAACUACACGGCGAAGUUUGCCUACGUGCAGUUCGCCGUCGUCUACACCACCCGCUCGCGUGAGCGCCGCAUCCGUGUCCACACAAUUCAGAUCCCUGUCACGUCCACCCUCGGCCCGGUGGUGAACUCGAUCAGCGGCCUCGGCAUGUCCUGCUUCCUGACGAAGAUGUGCGUGGACCUCGCCGUGAACGGGCCUUUUCAGCAGGCGCAGCAGAAGAUCACGGACAAGUUGACGACCGCCUGGAAGGCCGCCUUGAAGCAGAUCGAGUCCCAAGGCAUGCGGCCAGCGUCGGAGAUGCUGUUGAUCCCGGAGAGCAUGCGCUUUAUUCCUCAGCUGCUCAGCGGCUUCUUCCGCUACCCCGCAACCGGUCUCGCCACGGUGCGUCCCCUCCCCCCCGAUGAACGCGUCGCUGCGAUGUCCUUCGUCAUGUCCGCGCCGAUAGAGUCGAUGGUAGCCUCCUACGUGACGUGGACCUACCUCGUCUACGCACCCGAGGAGGACAUCAAUCAGCUGCCCGCCUGCGUCUUCUCCUCCGAGAGCUGCGUGAAUCGCGAGAGCGUGUACCUGAUCAACGUGGGGAGCGUCAUUGUGUUGUGGUUUGGUAAGAAGGUGCAUCCUACCGUGUGCCGCCUCUUUGGCAACGAGCAGCCCGACGCCGCGGCGGAGGGGCAGGAGCAGGUGAAUGCCUCACCCGAGCAGCUGGAGGCGCUGCGGCAGCGCGUGGAGGACCUCGUUUGGGUGCACCGCCAGCUCAACCGCAGCGUGUUUACGGCGAAGGCGGAGUUGUGCGUGCAAGGCAACGUGACGUACGAGCCGUCGAUGAAGCGGGCCAUGCUCGAGGACAAUUCGCAUGCGUUAGUCAGCUACGGAUCGUACCUCCGCAAAGUGUGGGAUAAGGUGUUGAGUCUCAAGUAG
This is a messenger RNA of Leptomonas pyrrhocoris, 3072 nucleotides long. RefSeq names its product putative protein transport protein Sec24A. The record is from RefSeq and is a predicted model, not a curated record. Gene Ontology annotation, cellular component: endoplasmic reticulum exit site; COPII vesicle coat. Bases 163 to 3072 code for a protein of 969 amino acids. NCBI's taxonomy places the organism in Eukaryota, Euglenozoa, Kinetoplastea, Trypanosomatida, Trypanosomatidae. Gene Ontology annotation, molecular function: zinc ion binding; SNARE binding. The transcript has a single exon. Gene Ontology annotation, biological process: intracellular protein transport; COPII-coated vesicle cargo loading; endoplasmic reticulum to Golgi vesicle-mediated transport.